Vicia faba (fava bean) is the source of this 567-nucleotide messenger RNA. NCBI's taxonomy places the organism in Eukaryota, Viridiplantae, Streptophyta, Magnoliopsida, Fabales, Fabaceae. The record is from the annotation of a GenBank genome assembly.
AUGGAUGCAAUAUAUUUAGGGUUGUUUGGUGUAGUUAUUGGGUUUGUGCUAUGGUGGUGGAAUGAAUAUUGGUAUGUUAUUCCUCUCAAAUUCAAGUGCUUAAAUUCUUCAACAAAAUUGCCACCUGGUCAUAUGGGUUUACCUUUCAUUGGAGAAACGAUUACUUUUCUUUGGUACUUUAAAAUUGUUCGACGUCCAGAUGAUUUCAUUAACGCCAAGAGACGCAAAUAUGGCGAUGGAGUGGACAUGUUUAGAACACACCUAUUUGGAGCACCUUCUAUCAUAGUAUACACUCCUGCUGUUAACAAAUUUGUGCUAUUUUCAGACAGCAACUUCAAACAAGAAUGGCCAACUGUUGAACUUAUGGGUGUAACUUCAAUGGUGGCUGUCCAUGGUAAGGCUCAUACACGGGUCCGUAAAUUUGUCACCAAUGCUAUCAAUCGGCCCGACACCCUAAGCCGCAUUGCGGCUCUUGUUCAGCCUCAUAUAGUUACUUCUCUACGAUCUUGGGCUGAGAUGGGGAAGAUCAAAGCAAAAGUUGAAACUCAAAAGGUAUUUAACAAUUGA